AUGAGGUUCUUCGCUUCCACCAUUGUUGCUGGCCUUGCCGCCACUGCGGCCGGUCAAAAGGUCAAAGUUAUGCUACUCGGUGACUCCAUCACUGAGAUCAGCUGCUGGAGACCUCUAGUAUGGACUCAACUCACCUCCGCCGGGCUGGCAAACAACGUCGACUUUGUCGGGAGCAUGAGCAAUCUCCAGGGAAAGUGCUCAAGGCCGGCAGGCUUUGACCCCAACCACGAAGGCCACUCAGGCUGGCAAGCGUACGAUAUUGCGAGGAACAACAUCGCCGGCUGGGUCCAGAGCACCAAGCCUGAUAUUGUCCAGUUCAUGCUCGGCACCAACGACGUCAACAUCGGCAAGCGGAACGUGCAGAGCAUCUUGGAUUCGUACACGACUAUGCUCAAUGCUAUGCGGGCUGCGAAUCCGAAGGUGAAGGUUAUUAUCGACAAGCUCAUCCCAACAAGCUGGAGUGACGCAACGAUCGAGGCCGUCAACAAUGCCAUCCCUGGCUGGGCACAGCAACACACCACAUCUCAAUCCCCCAUCGUCGUCGCAGAUUGCUCACGGGCUGCCGGGUUCACCAACAACAUGCUCGAGGGUGAUGGUGUCCACCCCAACAGCCAGGGUGAUCAGUUCAUCGCGAGACAAGUCGGUCCCAAGCUGAUCCAGUUCAUCAACGACGUCCAAGGCGGAUCUGGCAACCCAACCCCCACCAACGCCGUGCCAACGCCGACAUCGACACCUGCGACAACUUUGGUUACCAGCACGGCGAGCUCCCCUCAGCCGACAGGCGGAAACUGCGCUGCGUUAUAUGGGCAAUGCGGAGGUCAGAGUUUCAACGGGCCGACAUGCUGCUCGCAGGGUACUUGCAGGGCCUCUAACCAAUGGUACUCGCAGUGCUUGUAA
Podospora anserina S mat+ is the source of this 897-nucleotide messenger RNA. RefSeq lists its product as uncharacterized. Gene Ontology annotation, molecular function: cellulose binding; phosphatidylcholine lysophospholipase A1 activity. The transcript has 3 exons. The record is from RefSeq and is a predicted model, not a curated record. Bases 1 to 897 code for a protein of 298 amino acids. Gene Ontology annotation, biological process: carbohydrate metabolic process. NCBI's taxonomy places the organism in Eukaryota, Fungi, Ascomycota, Sordariomycetes, Sordariales, Podosporaceae. Gene Ontology annotation, cellular component: extracellular region.